Molecule: messenger RNA, 1029 nt
Organism: Drosophila virilis
Lineage: Eukaryota; Metazoa; Arthropoda; Insecta; Diptera; Drosophilidae
Gene: Tsp29Fa
Product: Tetraspanin 29Fa
Cellular component (GO): plasma membrane
Source: RefSeq, a predicted model, not a curated record
UAUGACUGAAGGGGCCGAUCAGUUGUCGCCCAACCGUCGUUGCCAGCGCCAGUUUUAUCGAGCCGAAAAACUCAGAGAGAGUUAAAAUUCUGCAACAUGUCGCUUCUAACGGGCAGCGCAAAUGCGGUGAAGUACACCCUAUUUGGAUUUAAUCUGAUCUUUUUGAUCACUGGCAUUAUUCUAAUAGCAGUUGGUGCUGGAGUAGGCGCCGUAUACACUGGCUAUGAAAUCUUUUUGGCCAGCAAAUUCUUUUCGAUACCAACAUUUCUGAUUGUGAUUGGAGCGUUCAUCAUUGUGAUAACCUUCUUUGGCUGCUGGGGUGCGCUCAAGGAGAACUAUUGCCUGAUUCUGAGCUUCUCGGUGAUGCUGUUUAUCAUCUUCAUUCUGGAACUGGCUGCUGGUAUCAGUGGCUAUGUGCUGCGAACUGAUGCUGUCAGCUUGAUCAGAACCUCGCUGAGCGAAUCAAUGAGUAGCUACAAGAAUACAACAGAGAACCCAACCACCGUUCUGUGGGAUGAUGUGCAGCGCGAUUUCAAUUGCUGCGGCGUCGACAAUUCUACGGACUGGCACAAAGUGUUAAACAAUACCGAACUCCCCCUUUCGUGCUGUCAUAUACCCAUAGGAGCCAUAGGCACCUUUAGCUGCAUGGAUGACAUAAACAACGUGUUCCUCAACGGUAACAGAGGAUGCUUGUCCGGCUUUGCCGAUUACAUAGCCGCUCAUGCGGUCAGUUUGGGUGCUGCUGGCGUUGUCAUUGCCGUUUUACAAUUCUUUGGCGUCAUAUUUGCCUGCUAUAUAGCGCGAGAGAUUAAAAUACGCAAUGGCAUCUCAGGCUUCAUGUAGAUGAUGAUGUUAAUAAGUAAUUUCGUGAAAUUCAUGCAAUCCUGCGAUCUGAGCUUAAACCUAAGUAACACAUUAAUAACAAUUUUUGUAGCUAUUUGUGCUUUUCCGCUGCUAAAUUAUUCAAAAUAUUUGUAAACUUAUAAUAAUUUUAUGAAUAAAUACAAUUUAGCUUUUAUAGACAGCUAA